Molecule: messenger RNA, 12042 nt
Organism: Trichosurus vulpecula (common brushtail)
Lineage: Eukaryota; Metazoa; Chordata; Mammalia; Diprotodontia; Phalangeridae
Gene: PRUNE2
Product: prune homolog 2 with BCH domain
Exons: 21
Coding region: 10-9141 (3043 amino acids)
Biological process (GO): apoptotic process
Cellular component (GO): cytoplasm
Molecular function (GO): pyrophosphatase activity
Source: RefSeq, a predicted model, not a curated record
AAGUUUAUCAUGAGAAGUAAAAACAUUUUGAAUCGGAGCAAACGCUUGGAAAAAGUCCAUGUGGUUAUUGGACAUAAGUCUUGCGAUCUGGAUUCACUUAUUUCUGCCUUCACCUAUGCUUACUUACUAGACAAGGUCAGUCCUCCUGGCGUCCUGUGUUUGCCAGUGCUAAACAUACCAAGAACAGAAUUCAACUACUUCACUGAGACAAGGUGUAUUUUAGAAGAGCUAAAUAUCUCUGAGUCAUCUCAUAUCUUUCGAGAUGAGAUUAAUCUACAUCAUCUAAAUGAGGAAGGGAAAUUGUCACUAACGCUUGUUAGCAACAAUGUGCUGGCCAGUGAGGAUAAAACUUUAGAAUCUGCUGUUGUCAAAGUCAUUAAUCCAGCUGAACGAUGUGAUACCGGCUUUGAGUUCCAGGAGUCUUCUUCCUCCCUUGUGGCAAAAGAGAUUCUUCAGGAGGCCCCUGAGUUAGUCACUGAACAACUGGCUCAUCUCCUCAGAGGGAGUAUCCUUUUCAGCUGGAUGUCCAUGGAAUCUGAGAAGAUGUCAGAGAAACAGGAAGAAAUUCUUUCCAUUCUAGAAGAGAAAUUUCCUGAUUUGCCUCCAAGGGAAGAUAUUAUCAGCGUUCUGCAAGAGACCCAAUGCAGUGCCCAGAGUUUAAGCAUUGAACAGAUAAUGCUGAAGGAUCUGAAGGAACUGUCUGAUGGAGAGAUAAAAGUAGCCAUCAGUACUGUGUACAUGACCCUUGAGGACUGUAUGUUUCAUAGAAACAUUGCCACUGACCUGAAGAUUUUUACAGAAAAGUAUGGCUUUGAUGUGCUCAUCCUUUUGGCCAGUUACUUAACAGACGAACAACAGACAAAACGUCAAAUAGCUGUAUAUUCAGAGAAUGCAGAAUUGGGCAAUCAGAUCUGCUGUGAACUGGAAGAGUGUCAGAAUCCUUGCUUGGAGCUGGAGCCCUUUGAAUGUGGCUGUGAUGAAAUUCUGGUGUAUCAGCAGGAGGACCCGAUGGUAACUUCUGAUCAGAUGGUUCUCCUUGUCAAGGACGUCAUUAACAGAAGGUGUUCAGAAAUGGUCUCCAACAGCCGGACAUCCUCUACUGAAGCUGUGGCUGGGAGUGCACCACUCUCUCAGGGAUCUUCUGGCAUCAUGGAGUUGUAUGGCUCUGAUGUAGAACCACAGCCCAGUUCCGUGAAUUUCAUAGAAAACCCUCAAGACCUUAAUGGCUCCAACCCAGCUCAGGUGGAUGUCAAUGUAGACCUUGUGAGCCCUGAUAGUGGGUUGGCAACCAUUCGGAGCAGCCGGUCUUCCAAGGAGAGCUCAGUUUUCCUAAGUGAUGAUAGCCCAGUAGGUGAAGGUGCUGGGCCUCAUCAUAGCCUCCUCCCAGGGUUUGAUUCUUAUAGUCCCAUCCCUGAGGGAGCAAUAGCUGAGGAGCAUAAACCACAGUCUGGAGAAGAUGGUGAACAUUUUGAUCUUUUCAACUUUGACCCAGCACACAAUGUUUCUGUGCAGUCCCAGCCAUCUUCCCAUUCAGCUGACUAUUCCCCAGCAGAUGACUUUCCCAACAGUGAUUCAUCAGAAGGACAGCCACCCACAGUGUCAAAGGGACUUGAUGAGAUGAAUCUAUUAGGGAGUGACAUGGCUAAUUACUCAGCAGGUUUACUGAUGACAGUGGCUGAAAAAGAUAGCCUUCUGGAAUUUGAUGGGGAAUUUGCCCAGAGGCAAGAAAGCCCUGGGGAACUCUCAGAAAGAACUUUGAGCCUCACUGAUUUUGUGGGAGAUGACUCUCCUCCCUCUGAGAGGCUGAAAAACAUUGGGACAAGAGUCCCACCAACUCCAAUGAACAGCUUUGUGGAAAGCUCACCACUCACAGAGGACCCAACCUUGCUCUUCCCCGAAGACAUGCUACAAAAAAUAAAUGACUUAGAUCACACAGGACUUACUCAAACCCGCACGAGGUGCAGCAGCUGGUGGGGUGGUUUAGAAAUCGACCCAAAAAAUGCUGCCCUUCUGAACACUGACACAUGGAGUUCCAGUGAACAGGAGUCUGUCUUCCAGAGUCCUGAGUCUUGGAAAGAUCACAAAGCAAGUCCCAUUGAUAGGAGGGCCUCAGAUUCUGUAUAUCAGCAAAAGCAGUCCAGACAUGGUGAAUACCCAAAGCUGGACCCCUGGCAGACCCAACUGGAACAAGAAACCGUGGAUAAUACUGAUACCCACCACCAAAGUGAGGACAAUCCAGAACACCAGAAACUGCCUUCUGAGAAAUCACAUUUAUCACAUGCUUCCCCUCAGGGGACAUGCCACUUGAUAGAAGACUUUGCCGCUGUGUGGCAGCCCAGCUCACCUUCUGCAAUGGAAAGCGAUCCAUGGGAAAAUCCUGCAAAUGACAGUGGUGAACAGGUGGAUUCAGAACCUUUCCCUACCUGGACUAAAUUUAGUAAAGAAGAUAGCACCAAUACUCUUAAAAAGUCCUGGAAUGUGCAGCAGAUGGACAGAAAUCUGCCUCCCAAAAGAGACCAUGAUGAGUGGGCUGUGGCAAAGAAAGAUUUUUCUUUUUCUGCAGAAGUCCCAUCAGAGAAUUUGCCCACAACUCCAAAUAAUCAAGUGACUUCAGAAGCCUGGAAUGAGAGCAAAGAUGACACAAACAACGUCCACAUUGAGUCUGACAAUCCCAGUCUUGAUUCUGACAUUAUAUGGAAUAAUUCUAAGAUGCUUAGGGAAAAUCAGGAUGGGUUCAAUGGUUCUGAGAUCAGGGGGAAAUCAUUUGAAAAGGUAAACACUUGGAACUUGUAUGAAGAGAAUGAUAAGGAAGGAGCUCCAGCUCCCUGGGAGGAUUCCUUCUUAUCAUAUAGGUGCUCAGACUUCAGCACAUCCAAUGUAGGUGAAGAUUUGGUUGCUUCUGAAUUAGAUACCAACUAUUCUACAUCAGACUCAUAUAUAUCACCUACAUUUGUAGGGGAGGAGAAAGAAACAGAGGACAAAACUUUUGAUCAUGAUGUUACCAUAGCUGCAGAGCAGACCUCACCGAAUAACUCAAAUGAUGCUGAAAAUCUUCCUCAGUCAAUGGAGCCUCCAUCCUACAGAAAUAGGAUUAGUUCAGGACCCGGGACCCUAGAGAUGUGGACAACACAUCCACCAAAAGAUAGCCUGGUUGUGACAGUUGAUUCAGAAACAAACGUCCCUUCAAAUCCACAUAAAGAUUUGCUCAAGUUAGAAUACCCAGACACUAAAAAUCUCUCAGCUGAGGAUGAUAUUGGGGAAAGCAGCCAAUCCAGUUAUGAUGAUCCUAGGAUGAUGCAGAUGUAUAAUGAAACAAACCGACAACUGACCCUCAUGCGUAGUGGCACAGACCCCAGGCAGGCCGCUCCUGAGAAUGCUGACUUGUGGAAUAGAGUUAUCCUUGAGGACACACAAUCGACAGCAACCAUUUCAGAUCUAGAUAAUGAUUUAGACUGGGAUGACUGCAAUGGGGGAAUGGAAACUUCCAGAGAAGGGCAAGCCCAAGGAUACAUACAUGAAGGUACAGAACCAGAAACUCGAUUUUCAGUGAGACAGCUAGAACCGUGGGGCAUUGAGAGUCAGGAGGACAGUCAGGUAGGAUGGGAGCACCAUAUGCCCUACGAUGCCUCUGAAGAAGGAAAAGAUGCCACAUUCAAUGAAUUCAAUUCAUUAAAUGAGAAAAGUGGACAGCAAAUCUUUAGCAAUAUUUGGGAUACAGUCAUAAAAGAUGACAAUGUGUCAUCCUUAAUACUGCCAGACUCAUCACACAUUGUAGAUUCAGAUGAAAACAAGUCACCAUGGGAAACUCUGAGCUCAUCAGAAAAUGUUAAGGACAGCAACAUCCCAGAUAAGCUAGAAAUCUUAGAAAAUGAGCAGGAAGAAGCAUUUACACCUGUCACCCCUCUGGCUGAUUCGGCCAACCAGGAAACACAAGAAAGUACUUCAGUGGGCAAUGAAGGAUUCCUUGCAACAAGUUCUGAGAACAAAGAAAAUCAUGACCAUUCGGACAUAUGGAAGGAUCAGAGUUAUAAACACAGUGAAGAUGAGAAUAACAUACAAGAAAAUAUUGACAAAGAAUAUUUAGUUGAAGAGGACACAAGAAGUUCUGAAGUAGAUAGUGCUUCAGGAAGUUCAGAAAGAGAAGAAGGUGACUCAGAACUCUAUUCUCCUGUUGCAUUUGAAAAUCAAGAGACCCAUGUUAAUCAAGAGACCUCUGUUAAAAGCAGCUCUCCUUCAGCUGCAUUUAGUUCCCACACCAAUGAAAUCUCAGAGGAGCUAGUGAAACUCCAGGGCAAUACUUCUAACCAAAGGAGCAGUGAUGCACACGCAAAAGCCUCUACAAAUAAUCUAAAGAUAAAUAAUGCCUGUGAAAAGCAUUUCGUGGAUCCGGGAAAUUCAGUUGACACUGCUAACAUUUUAUCGAUUCAGAAUCAAGCUGCAACAGAUCAUUCAUUAUCUGAAAUGAGCCUUGAGAAAAAUGAGACAUAUAAAAUUUUGGGAUUGGAGGGUAUACCCACAGAGAAAGGAGAUAAGGCACCUCUUCUUGAAAGUCCCCAGAGUCUUGACAUUUGGAAUGCACGUGUAGGUGGCGACUCUCAAUACAAUGGAACAAGUCUUGAAAUAAAUGAAAGCUGUGAAAUGAAAAGUAUUAAAAAUCAUCUUGCUACAGGUGAUUUUCAAAUGGGACAUGGUGAGGAUGAUAUUGUGUCCAGUGACUAUACACACUCGAGUGCAUCAAGCCCUGAUCUAAGCGAUCCAUCUGCUGCUAUGCCCAGCUUGGGUGAUGUGAAGACUACAGACUAUCAGCAAAAGAAUCAAGAUGGCUGCAGUACAGAGACUAAUAAAGACUCUGAACUUGUUACCACCAAUGAUCAACCAGAAAUGGUACCUGAAAUGGGAGACUUACAGGGGGAAAUGAGGGAUGAAUUUCAAAAGGUCGUCAAUCACAAAGUUCCUAAGUCUUUAGAUAUGUGGAAUGCCCAAGCAUGGGAUGAUGACUCCCUCUCUUCUUUAUCAAGCCCUGAUGGAGGCAACACUCCUCAAAAUCCAGGAUCCCAGGAAAGAAGUCCAGCAGUUAACCAUUAUCAAAAAAAUGAGCAUGAAAUUCUUGAAACUGCACUCAAUAAUGAUACUAAGCCCACUACAGUAAACUCGGGGAUUAAUAGGAGCCCUAAUGGUGAAGAUAAAUUGGAGAAAGAAGUUCAUUUGAUCACUUCCCAAACAGAUUUGCAGAAGGAUUCUAGGAUAUGGAAUAUAUUUAGUGAAAAAAAUGUGUGUUUGACCAUAGCUGGCCAUGAAAGUCAGGAAUUUUCUGAAUGUAGAGAUUCUUGGGAGACAACCAAAGGUGAGAGUCAAGGAAGCCCAUCCUAUGAAGAUCAAAGCAGUCCUGAACACUGGAAUUUCUCACCUAUAAAUAAAAAUGCAGAACAGGCAACCAGAUUUAGCGAGGAGGCAAAAUGUUCUCCAGAGACAUUGAAGACUGAAGAUGUGACUGAAGAGGCAUCAUUGGAAGUGUCUCCUGAAAAUGAGUCAGAAGUAAAGCAUAAGUCCAAGGUGAAAACUCUUGGAUUAUCAGCUGAGAGAGCAGAAUGGUGGAACACCUUGCCCCAGAAAAAGAGUCCAGAGGAAGUGAAACUUUCUGACUCAGAUAGUGUUUUAGAAGAGACCUCUUCUGUAGGCCAGAAGGUGGAUCCAUGGCAUGUAGUCAUUCAGGGUGAUCUUGAAUCCAAAGAAGGACUUCAUGUUGAUCCUUUCACAGAUGAAAACCAGCCACCCUUUCAAGGUGGCAAUGAAGAAAACUAUAAACCAAGUCAGAUGGCCUCAGAUUCUGUACAGAUGGAGCAGUGCGAUGAGUUUGAGCCAAGCCAAGAAGAAAAGGAUUUAAAAGAGCAACUAGUCGUAUCAACUGCUGUUAAUGAGCUUGGUCCUGAAAGCCGUACCCAACAACAAUGUCAAGACAGAGUGCUACCGGUUCUGGACCAGCCAGAUUCAGAACUUACUCAUGCAAACGAUUGCGUUGCCAUCAGCCCUUCUUCUCAAAUAACAAUGAGGUUUAGUCCUGGAUGGAGUAGUUCUCCACCUGGUGGGAUCCCUCAAGGUACAUUUGUCCCAGACAUUUUGCAUGACAAUUUCCAAGAAGGUAGGCAAAUUAUCUCAGCGAUGCCUGAUCUGUGGACUGAUACUGAACAGCCCCUUAGCCUAAAAGCAGAUGGUGAAAAUCCAGACAUAUUGAAUCACUGCGACCAGGAUAGCAACUCCCAGUCCUCUACCAGUCCUGAUGUGUGUCAUGAAUAUGAAAUAAAGGAGGAGACUGGGCAGCAUAUUACCCAAGCUUCAGCUAGCCCAAGAGGGGAAGCUAGUGAGUUUUAUCUCACCAAAUCAGAUGGGAAUCAAGAAACUGCUCUGGUUCCUACACGGACAUUUGCCAUUCACAAUGUGGGAAUGCAUCCUGAAAAACAAUUUUUCUUGCGUCCAAACAAUGAACAAGCAAAUAUUGAUGGGUUAGUCUCUCCCCAGACUUCCUCUGGACCUUCUGAACUGGUUGGUGACAAUGGAGCAAACUUAGGAGAAUUCAAAAGUAAAACCACCCUAGAAUCAGCAUCAGUUUUGGAACCAGUGGAAAUGGAAGAUUUGACUGUUGAAAACAUGGGAGCCUACGCUAUCAUGACUCCCCAGGCACCAGCUACUAUUGAGGUGAAUAGUUCUUGUAUAACAGGUGAUGUCUUUCCUGAAAGUCAAAAAGAUACAAAUGCCCUGAUUAACACUGAACAUCCUUUAACUGGUGAGGAGCCAGGAGCCAACACUGGGACCCUAACAGCCACAAGCCCCUUUUAUGAUAGAAAUGAGGCUAUUAUAGGACACAGUUUGAAUGGUGCAAUCAACACUUUAGAUGGAACAAUGAAGGGCAUGGAAAAAUCACCAUUUGGAGAGAACGACCCUGAAAACUCUACGGGGAGACAAACUAUCUGUCUCUCAGCAGCCUCUUGGGAUGAUUUGGAAGAUAGUUCAAUGGUUACAAAUUUCAAUGAAGAAGCGACAAAAGAGCCUGAACACUUCCAUUAUGAUGGGGAGACUAUCUUGGAGGAGACUUCCACCAAAUAUCCACUUAUGCCAUAUACACCUCCCUUUGAUUUGUCAUUUCUCACAGAGGUGCCCCAAAACUCCAUGCAGGAGAAGGAAGUGUUCUCAGCUGAGGAACAUUCUUCUGACAGUGAAAUGGAAGAAUUACUGUUCCCUGCACCGCUGCCUAGAAAAGAUACCACAAGCCAUUCAGAGAAAAGAGAUGGUGUUAUCCAAAACCCAUUAGACUCUGAACCAGAAUUUGUUUCUAGAAAGGAUCCUGAGCUAAGAACAGGAAAUAAGCAAGAAAACACCUCUAUGGAGAUAAAUGAGGACCCGAGUGCAUUACAAAUGGAUUAUAUUCUUGUUGACCAUGAAGAAAACUCCUCUGAAAGGAAGGUUCUUCUUGAGCCAAGGGAAAAUAAAACUGAUUUACAAGAAGUCAGUGUUGGGUCAGAGCAAAUGGAGCUUCCAAGAGAAUUUUCAGCAUCCUCCCAGGAUAUAUUACAGUCAGAUGCAAUAAAUGAAAGGGAAGGCCAGUCUGCAGUGGGACCUGUAAUGCAGAAUGAUUCUUACAUUGUGCCUCCAAAACUGGAAGAUGAAAGGAGACCUCUAGAAAGCCCUGGGCAAGACCCAGGUUGGAUGGUCUUAGGCCAAAGUGAAGUUUACAAUGCGCCACCUGAAGACAGUUCCAGUCUGACAGAAACAGUGGCCUUGAGAUCUGGACAUUACAUCACGGAUGCAGAUCAGAGACGGAGAGAAGCCGAACAGACUCAGGUCUGUGCAGAGACAAGGAAAAAUAGUCCUCAUGAGUCUUCAAAAAUGGAGAAGUCCUCUUGCCAGGGAAGCCUGGCAAAGAAGAAUAAGCAUAAGAGUUCAAGCAAGGCGGAUGGAGAUGCUCUUUUGCUAAAGGUGGUUGCCCACGACAAUGAAUGGGAAAUGCUUUCACCACAGAUUUCUGAAGGGAGCAUGGUCCCAGAAAAGGAAAUGGAGGAGGAGACAGAGUUUCUUGACUCUGAACCAAGAGAACCAAGCCCAAGAGGACCGCUAGCAGAUGAUGUAGGAAUGGACAUCCCCUUUGAAGAGGGAGAGCUAAGUCCCAAUUCUGCAGACAUGAGACCUGAACCACCUAAUUCUCUGGAUCUUGAUGGCUCUCAUCCCCGGAGGAUAAAGCUCACAGCCCCAAAUAUCAACCUUUCCCUGGACCAGAGUGAAGGAUCUGUUCUCUCUGAUGAUAACCUAGAUAGCCCAGAUGAAAUUGACAUCAACGUGGAUGACCUGGACACCCCUGAUGAGGCGGAUUCCUUUGAAUACACUGUCCACGAGGACCAAACAACCCUCCAAGAUUCCGGCCAGGAGGCAGAGUCCAUCCCAGAAUACACUGCUGAGGAGGAGCGGGAGGACAAUCGGUUGUGGAGGACCAUCGUGAUCGGGGAGCAGGAGCAAAGGAUUGACAUGAAAGUCAUAGAGCCUUACAAAAGAGUCAUUUCUCAUGGAGGAGAUUCAGGAUACUAUGGGGACGGUCUAAAUGCCAUCAUUGUGUUUGCUGCCUGUUUUCUGCCAGACAGCAGUCGGGCUGAUUACCACUAUGUCAUGGAAAAUCUUUUCCUGUAUGUAAUAAGUACUUUGGAGCUGAUGGUAGCUGAAGACUAUAUGAUAGUCUACUUGAAUGGAGCAACCCCAAGAAGGAAGAUGCCUGGACUAGGCUGGAUGAAAAAAUGUUAUCAGAUGAUUGACAGAAGGUUAAGGAAGAAUUUGAAAUCAUUCAUCAUUGUUCACCCAUCUUGGUUCAUCAGAACAAUCCUUGCAGUGACACGGCCUUUUAUAAGUUCAAAAUUCAGCAGCAAAAUACAAUACGUCAGCACCUUAUCAGAGCUCAGUGAGCUGAUCCCAAUGGAAUGUGUCCAUAUUCCAGAGAGUGUCAUCAAGUACGAUGAAGAGAAAUCUUAUAAGAGAAGUGUGAGACUGGAUGAAGAGCUGAGGGAAGCAUCCGAAAGAGCUAAAGCUAGCUGCCUUUCAAAUGAUCCAGAAAUGUCUUCUAUGGAGCAGGAUAUUGACAUGAAGCUGAAGGAAAAACUGUAGCUGGUGGGGGUUUGCGGAAGAAGAUGAUUCUUCAGUUGAAGCCCUUCUAAAACAUAUCUACCUAGAAGAGAAGAGAUGACUGAUGACUCACUUUGCACUAUCUGGUGCCAUUGGAAACUUCAGGGUGAAGAUGGGGGGAAGCAGUGGUGAAUUCCUUUCAUUUAAUCAUAGUUUUUAUGUAAUUGUGUGUAUAUGUGUUCAAUUAAGUUAUUAUCCUGUGAUCACGAACUUCAUGUACUCUUUAGUUAAACCCUCCCAAGAAAGUGGAGAGUUCUGGUUUUAUGCAUUGCUGACUGUAAUAUCUCUCACCUCCAUCACUAUCCUCAACCUCUUAGAUAAGCCAGACAGGAGUAUCAAGAGAUAAGGCACUUUAAUUCCAUAGAUUACUUCUUUUCCUUUAUAAGCAUUUUAGACGAAGAUGGUUUCAUGUCUUCCUCUGUUAUACUUAGCUCUAUCUACAUAGCUUUCCCUGCUCACAUUGGUCCAUAGGUCACAAUGCAGGGUGUGGAAACUUCGUCCUUGAACUGCCUAGUUCAACAACCAGUGAGCAUUCCUUAAAGGAACUUCCUAGAAAGAAAUUCUUGUUUGAACCCAAACCAAUUUUAUUUUUUAUUUGUUUUACCUGUCAGCUUUGUUUUUUUUAAGAUGUGGUCUUUUAAAAAACUGUUCAUCCCACAGUGACUAAGGAGGCAUCCUAAGGUUAGGGACGUUGAAAUGCAACACAUGCAUGGUUUUGUGGGUGCUGUCGUAGCUUUAGUCCUUUAAUGUGGACUCUCAGCUUAGUGUUGGUCCUACUAUCUGAAAAUAUUAACAGCAUACAACAGCAAACACAGAAUAAGUCAACCACUCAUAAAAAGAAAUGUGCUUUAAGAUUCUCUCCUUUGACUAUAAGCUUACAGUGUGUUCUUAAUUAUAAAAAAGUUCUUUCACAUUUUAUCAAUAUGCUCCAUUUUACAUAGCAACUUUAUUUUGAAUUUGUAGGCUAUAUCAUGCACAUUUUUGUUUUGUUCAUUUUUAUUUAAGUCUGUAUUUACCCAAUAGAAUAAAUGAGUAAACAUGCCUAAUUUUACUUUCUGUUUUCAUAAAUGAUAUAAACUCCUUUCAUACCAUUUGAGAGUAAAAUGCAUAGCCUUUUGAAAAAAGAAGGCAAACCACUAACCACAAAAAUGUCGGUCUGGCAGUAUUUAUUUACGUAACCAAAAUGGAGGCUGUCCUUAAAAAGUCUUUGAUCGACAACAUUUGAUGCUAAUCUCACUUUUUUCUGGAUAUAUGUUCUUAACUUCCAACACUACCUAUCAUUUAUGGGCUAGAAUGAAUGAGAGAGUUGUGAAAAUAAAGAGUUUCCAUUGCAGUAGUGCUGUAAUUAAAGAAUUGGUGAAGAUUCCAGUUUGGAUUCCAUGGAAUGGUGGUUCUUUACUGUUUCUGUGGAGACCUUUGAAAUCUCAAAUACUCAAAGGGAUCUAUGGUCUCAUCAGUUUGGAAGUUCUCCUCCCCCUCCCCCCCAAUCCUCACCACAAUGAUGCCUAUCACAGUGCCUCUGUGACUGUCCGUCCUGGACAACUUUUCUCCAGGUGCUCCCAUAAGUUCACUACGGAGUUCUGCCCAAUGUUUAGAUAUCAAAUUGAAUUUUAACAGCCCCCUCUUUGCCACUUUUAUUCCCAACUUCUCUUUUCUCUAUAAUCAGCAGACUUUUCCUUUCAUAUCGUCUCCAGACUUCUUUGUCUUUUCCCAUUCCCUAGCCAAGACCUGUAAGUCCUGGCCCUUUAAAUUGACAACCGUGCCUGUGAUUAAAUCAUUUCUUCUAAAUACUUUAGAUCCCUACCUCACACUUCCAAAAAUUCCUGCCCUAGGGAGUGCCGGCCACCCCAGGCUGUUGUGUUUCACAUCUGGAAACCAAGCAUAGCUCUAGGGAGAUAAGCUUGAGAACACAUACAAAUUGGUAGAGGGCAGAAGUUAUUUCCAACUAGAGAAAAGACUGAAAUUGGAUGUUGCUUUUGAUUCAUCCCGCUGAUUUAUUUGAAAUAGUCCUAGCAAUCCACAGAUAUAGGCUUUAUCUUCACCAAGCGUACCUUGGAAAUUUGUACACGUCAGUGACUCUCCUUGGGCUUCUCCAUUGUUCGCGUGCCAAUUCUGAUGUUCAGUUCUUUGCUUUUCUGUUCCACUAAAAAGAUAGAUGAUUAAAUCAAUUCUGCUCUCCAGAAGAAAGGUACUGUCCAAAUUCAAUCCAAAAGAAUUGAAGGAGCAGACAAUAAUACCUAAGUAUAUAGAUGUCUGUGCUGACUUUCACUCACAUUCUGAUCACUUUUACUUUCUGAGAGGCUGACUUCUGGAAGCUGCCUAGCACUUUAUCUGUGAGUCAGAGGAUUUGGGGAGGACGACGUUACUGCCUUCCAAAUGAUGUUGUUCCCCACAACACACCUCCCUUAAAUGAACGAGUGGGAAUUUUCAUGGACUAGCCGCUCAGACAGUGAGAAGUUGUGUUUGGAGGCGCCAGCUAGGUGUGUGUGUGUGGGGGGGGGGAGUCCUGAAGCCAUAUGAUGUUUAAAAAUAGGUUUGACAAUAUGACUUACUUUAAGGCUUAUUAGAAAGUCUCCUCUUUAAGAUAUUCUAAAUAUUCAACUAAAUACGUUUGCAGUUAUAUCAAUGUCUCUCAGUAGUCAAUUCACAUAGAAACACUUAGGAUUGAACAAAUUAAUCUUUUCUAUACAAAUUGGUUUUUCUACUAUAUAUCAGUUUGCUCAGAAUAAAGUAUAUCUAAACUAUUAGAUUUUGAUUUGGUAAAAUAUCUAUCUAUCUGUGUAACAAUGCUGCCUAAAUUGUAUAGACGAACCAAUACAGAAAUAUGUAAUAACAUUGUAUGUAUGGCCUCUCUAUAAUUCUGAAAUAAAAUCUAUAAUCCUA